UCCAUGGCUGGUUUGGAUUUAGGCUACGUUCACCAGCUCAACAGGCAAGAUCACUUGCACCAGCAGCUCCAGAGAACCCAGCAGCAACAUCAGCAACAAUCGCAUCAUGAUACCGAAGAAGACGUCAACCAAGGCCAGUACUCCGGCGAAGACCAGGGCCUCGACCUCAGCGGCGGCAUCAACGCCGGCCCCGGAGACAUCGUGGGACGCAGGCCCCGCGGCCGCCCUCCCGGAUCCAAAAACAAGCCCAAGCCGCCGGUCAUCAUAACAAGAGAAAGUGCAAACACUCUCCGAGCUCAUAUUCUCGAGGUCGGCAACGGCUGUGACGUCUUCGACUGCGUUGCCACGUACGCGCGGCGACGCCAGCGCGGGAUCUGUAUUCUCAGCGGCAGCGGCACCGUCACCAAUGUCAGCUUGCGGCAGCCAGCAGCGGCAGGAGCUGUGGUUACCCUGCACGGAAGGUUUGAGAUACUUUCCCUUUCUGGAUCCUUUCUGCCUCCACCUGCCCCGCCCGGAGCGACAAGUUUGACUAUAUUCUUGGCCGGCGGGCAGGGCCAGGUGGUCGGAGGCAGCGUCGUGGGGGAGUUGACCGCAGCCGGACCAGUCAUAGUGAUUGCCUCGUCUUUUACUAAUGUUGCUUACGAGAGGUUACCCUUGGAGGAAGAGGAGCAGCUGCAGAUUCAGCCCCAGGCGGGAUCUCAAGGUUCAGGAGGAAGCGGGGGAGGUGGCGGUGGUGUGGGAAACAACAACCCUUUUCCUGACCCAUCUUCGGGGCUUCCGUUCUUCAAUCUGCCGCUGAAUAUGCAAAAUGUUCAGUUACCAAUUGACGGGUGGGCCGGCAACAACAACAACUCUCCAGGAAGUCGUCCGCCAUUUUAGAUCAUCAUAUUGUCUUUAUUGUGGUUGAUUUAAUCGCAUUCACGGAUGAGAUGAGAUUUGUUGGAGACUAAACAAGGUCAGCAAACUUCAUGGACUACUACUACUCCUCCUAGGUACCAUCAUCGAUCUUGUUCUACAUCUUCAUCCAAAAUGGCCAUGUUUUAGAUCUUCUGCUAUCUAGCUAGUAAGUACUGUGUCACAAUGUUGUAGUGAUUUUGUUCUCCUAUUUUUCUUCGUUUGUUGUUUUCUUGUUGUUGAUGAUGGUGGAAACAGUGGAAGUACUCCUACUCUUCUUACUUUUUCUU
This is a messenger RNA of Fragaria vesca subsp. vesca, 1184 nucleotides long. RefSeq names its product putative DNA-binding protein ESCAROLA-like. Lineage: Eukaryota; Viridiplantae; Streptophyta; Magnoliopsida; Rosales; Rosaceae. Gene Ontology annotation, cellular component: nucleus. The transcript has a single exon. The record is from RefSeq and is a predicted model, not a curated record. Gene Ontology annotation, molecular function: DNA-binding transcription factor activity; minor groove of adenine-thymine-rich DNA binding. The coding region runs from base 4 to 879 and encodes 291 amino acids.